AUGGAUAUUUAUUAACUAUUAAGUUUUGAUGGAUUCAAUAACACCUUAGAGAUCAUUCUUAACAAAUUAGCCUGUUAGAAAUUGUAAUAAAUACAAAACAAUUUAAAUAUUAUUUGCAUUAUUGGAUCUUAAAAAUCUGGCAAAAGUUGGUUAUUGAAUAAGUUGUUUAUGCAGGGUUAAGGUUUUCAAUCUAGCACUAAAGUAUCAAUCAUAAUAAAAUCAAGGGAUUCUAUUAUACAUAUGAUGGUUAAUUAAUUAUAGAUACAGAAGGUUUGGGUUGUGGUGAUUAAAGAAAAGAUAUGUAAAUUAUUUUACUUGCUUCUCUAUUAUCAAGUGUAGUAAUCUAUUGUGGUAUUUUAUAAUAAUAAAUAUUCUUUAAGGUUAUUCAGUUGAAGAUUUUGAAUUAAUGAUUAAUCUUGAAGACUAUGAGGACUUUUUACCUCCUUUUAUUUGGGUUUUAAGAGAUAUACAUAAUAAAGAUGCACUCUAGUCUAAAGAACUACUUGAAAGAUAAUUUAAAUCAUAAAAUAGAUUGAAGAAACAUUUACUUAAACUUUUCUCAGAUUUUGUUACUAUUCCAUCAUCUAGUGAAAGUAUUGAAUUUAUAGAUUCUAUGGCUUUAUUAAGGAGAAAAGUGCUUAAUUAUGCAAAACCAAAGAAAAUCUAUUAGAAUAUAUAUUUGAAUGGUCCCCUUUUGGUGGAUAUGAUUUAAAUGGUUGUUACUAAAUUUAAUACAAAUUAAGCUGUUGAUUUAAGAUAAAUUACUGAAAGUAUUGUAGACAAGUAAUCUACAGUUCUUUUGAAUGAUGCAUUUAAAAAAUAUGAAUAAUCUAUUAUGUAACUUAAAUUACCAACAUGUUCAUUUGAAGAAUUAAAAAAUCAUCAUAAAGAUUCAGAACUUAAGGCUUUAGAAUAUUUGAAAUCUAAAAUUAAUGAUAAAGAUUUAAAUGAUGAUUUACAUUAAAUGUGUAAAGAUACAUUCAAAGAGAUUUGUAAAAGAAAUGAAUAAGAAGCAACUAAUUUAUGCAAUUAAUUUAUAAAUUAAGAAUUUUAAACAUUAUAAAAAAGAUUAUCUGAAUAUAGAAGUAUUUUAGAAUUUGAAAGAGACAUCAAAUUAUUUUAUUAAUUUUUAUUAGAACAUGGACCAAAAACUGUAUUAAAAUAAUAAGUUUAUUAAGAAUUUUAUAAUAAAAUGAUGACAGAAGGUACAAAUAUGUUUAUUAAAUAAUAAAAUUAAUAAUAAUAAUAAUAAUAAUAAUAAUAACCACUUUAAAUAAAGAAUGAAAAUAUUACUACAGAAAAAGAUAAAACUAUUAAUGAACUUAUAUGUAAAGUUAAAGAAUAAGAAAAUAAAAUUUAUUCUUAAUAAUCAUAAAUAAAAUUGUUAGAAGAAUAAUUAUCUUCUUCAGAUAAAUAAUUAGAAAUUUUAUAAGCUGAAUUAAUAAAAUAAAAAGAACUACAUUAAUAACAAUUUAAAUAAUUUGAAAGAAAUCUUUAUCUAAAAGAAUCUGAAUUCAAUAAGAUGAAAGCACUUAAUGAAUAAAAAAUUCAACAUUUAACAAAACAAUUAGAAUAAAGUUAAAGAAAAGAAACAUAAAUGGAUUCAUCAUUUCUUUCAACAAAAUCAGAAUAUACAAUUUAAAUUAGAGAUGUUUAAUAAAAAUAUGAAUAAAUGAUUACUUAAUUGUAAGAAAGACUUUUAGUAUAAACUGAUAAAACUUAGUAACUUUAAGAUCAAUUAAAUAAUUUAGAAUAAUAAAAUAAUUAAGUUUAAUUUAAAUUAUAAAAUAAAGAAAGUAAAAUAUAUGAAUAUUAAUAAUAAAUAUAAAUUUUGAAGAAUUCAGUAAUUUAAUUGCCAUAAAUUGAUAAUUCUAAUAAUGAAGAAAAUGAAAAAUAAAUAGUUAAAUUGAAAGAGAUAAUUGAAUAUUAGGAAACACAAUUAAAAGAAAAGACAUCAUAAUUAAUAUAAUUAAAAUCAAAUUUAGAAAGAGAAUAAGCAUUAAUUGCUUAAGAUAAACAAUUUUUAGAGAUUUAACUUAAAGAUUUAUCUGAAUAAUUAAAGGCUGAAAAAAAGAAUCAUGAAUAAACAUUAAGUUUAUUUGAAAGUUAAAAUGAUGUGAAUAAAAGUUAAAUAUUCUCUAAAUAAUAUAUGGAAAUGAAAGAUAUGCAUUUAAAUGAAAUGAAAUAAUUAGAAUAAGAAUUUGAAAUUUAAAGAAGAAAAAUGUAAUAAUAGAUUGAAUAUUUAAAUUCAGAAUUAAAUAAAACUGAGAGUUAAUUAUUAUAUUAAUAAAAUGAUUUUACAAGAGAAUUGUAAUAAGCCUAAACAUAGAUUAUUAAUUAUGAAGAUAACAUAUAAAGAUUAAAUAAAGAAUUCUUAUUAUUAGAAUAAUAAAAAACAAGAAUUUAAAAAGAAUUAGAAGAAAAAUUGAUAUUAAAAACAAAGAAUCAUUAAAUAGAAAUUGAGGAAUUAAAAAAAUAGAAUUUAAAUGAGUAUAAAUUAUUAUAAAAUAAAAAUGAAGAAUAAAUUGCAUAAUUAAGAUAGAUGUAUGAUUUGGAGAGAUAAAAAGUUGAAUAAAAAUUUAUGGAAGAUAGAAAGAUUAUGGAAUAAAAGUAUAAUUAAAUGGUUGAAGAAUUAGAAAAUUAAUUUGACAAUAAUUAAGAUUAAGAAAUUUCAAAACUUUAGAAAAAAUUAAAAUAAAAUGAUUUGUAAUUAUAACAAUUAUCAUAACAUUGGUAAAAUGAAAAUGAUAUAAAAUAAAAAUAGAUUUUAACAUUAGAAUAAGUAAAUAAUUCUUUAAAAAUAUCUAUUCAAUAAUUUUAAGAUGAUUAAUUGAAUUUAUAAAAAUAAAUAUAAGAUCUACAUUAACUCAAUUAAAUUAAAGAGGAAGAACUUAAUAUAUUAAAAUAAUAAGGAUAGUAUGAAUCAUUAAAUCAUAUUAAAUAAGAUUAAAUAGAAAAAAUAAAAUAAAAUAAUUCUUUAGAAAAAUAGAAACUUACAGAAUCAAUUAUUGAAUUAAGAAAAUAAUUAGAUGAUGCAUAAGAUGAAAAUAUUAAAAUGAAAGUUGAAUAUGAAAAAUAAUUGGCAUUAAUUACAUAAGAAAAUGAAUUCAAUUCACAUAAAUUAGAAUAACUUUAAAUUUAACUAUAAAAUUAUGAAUCUAAAAAUUUUACAUAAUUAAUUAAAAUUGAAAGCAAUGUUGCAUAAUUAACAUUAGAAACUGAUCUUAAAGAAUAACAAUAGAAAUAUGAUAAAUUAAGAUAAUAAUAUAAAGAUUAAGAAAUCAAUAAUAAUAAAAUUGUUGUUGAUUUAUAAUAAUAAAUUGAAUAAUUAAAAUUGUAAUUACAAGAGGUAUUAAAUAAUUAAUAAAAGAAAAAUAUGAAUCUUCCAGUUUAAUAAAAUAUUGCACAAUCAAAUACUUAAUUAAUUUCAUAAUUAAAAUAAUAAAUUGAAAGUUUAUAAAGUGAAUUAUAAGAAAUGAAAUCAUUAUAUGAACGAGAUACAUUAUUAUGGGAAGGUAAAUUCAAAUUCUUAUAAUAAUAAAAGGAUCAAUCAAAAUAAGAUUUACAAGAGGCCAUGAAAAAGUUUGAGUUUACUAUUAAUCAUCUCUAAAAAGCUAGAGAAUAAGAUUUAGAAGAAGAAAGUAAUUCUAUUUCUGAAAUGUUGGUAACUUUAGAAAAAAAAUAUUAAUUAUAAGUUUUAGAUAUUACAGAACAUCAUUAAGCAAUAAUUAAUGAAUAUACAAUGAAAAUUGAAUAAUUACAAAAAGAAUUAACAUUAAAUAAUAUGUCAAAUUAAAAUUAUUAUAAAGGUGAUCUUAGUGAUAUCUCUUCACUUUAUGAAAAUCAAAUUGAAUAAAUAAAAUUAUAAUAUGAAACCAAAAUUGAAGAAUUAUACAUAAAUUAGACUGAAGAAAGGUAAAUUUGGAGAGCUAAGUUAAGUGAAGCAGAAGAAAAGUUAAAAGAAGCAGAGAUUAGAAGAUCAAAUAUGGUAUUUGAACAUGAAAAAGAAAAAGCUAAAUGGAAUAUUGAAAAGGAUGAAUUGAAAUAUCAGAAGAAUGAAUUAUAAGAAUAAUGUUCUAAUUUAGAAUAAUAAAAGAAUAAAUCUGAUAAAAAAAAUAAAAAAGUUGGAACGAUAAGAACAAGAUUAAGUCCUAAUAAAUCUCCAGGUAAUUAAAAAUUAAUAUUAUAAGGAACUUUUUCUAAUGCUUCAAAAUUAGGAUAAUCUUUUGAUACUUUUUAAUAAGCAAGUAUGGAGCUUCCUGAAGAAAAUAAAUCGAUUCAUUUAAAUCCUGGAGAAUCAUUCGAAUCUUAUUACUUAGCUUAAAAAAAGUAUGAUUGA
Paramecium primaurelia is the source of this 4339-nucleotide messenger RNA. NCBI's taxonomy places the organism in Eukaryota, Ciliophora, Oligohymenophorea, Peniculida, Parameciidae. The record is from the annotation of a GenBank genome assembly.